CAUGCAAAGAAGACAUACCAUUUAUCAUGUCAUCUUCAGAGCAUCGAACACAGCACAGUCGUCGAGCGAUACCAUGAUAAAAACUUCACCUUGUGCUUGGGGAAGGUUCGAGCCACGCCCGAGCACGUGGCGUUUUGUCCGCGAGCCAUUGGCACUGCAGCACCGCGAUUAUCCUACCCUACCACAGCAAGAUGACAGACAGGCCUCAGGCCAGCAAAUACUAUGAAAAGAGUCAAUUCUUCCGUCACAACGCCACUACAAUUCACUCAACAUUGCAACAAUGCCACAGCAAGAACUUGUACCCAAAGCUUACACAUUGCUCAGCUCGAGCGAGACUUUCUUACAUCUGCAGACGACUGACACUCCAGCGCCAAUCGACUUCACGUUCGAAGCUAUCAAGCCAGACCUCUUUCGCACAACUUUCACAUCUGAAACUCAUCCUCCUCCACCAUUUCCAAGUGCCCACAAGCCUAGCGCAGACAACGGAUCCUUCACAAGCACUUCUGCCGGCAGCAAGUCAAGAACAUUCGCCUCUGGCAAUAUUGAGGCCAGAGUGGACUGGGAUGUAACUCCCAUUGUUUCUGUAGGCUUCGCUGGGCAACAGCCUCUACAUACCGAUCUUCCAUUCCGGUCUUACGUCCUCGAUGGACCAGGAGCUGCACACUAUUCACGUUACUUCCGUGGAAGCCUCCAUGUUGGACUGGGCGAGAAAGCAGCGCCGAUGGACCUAUCUGCCCGGCACUUCACUUUAUCGGCGACUGACUGUUUUGGCUACGAUGUGCAUCGUACCGAUCCGAUGUACAAGCUGAUCCCACUACUCUUCCGAGCAGGGCCCGAAGGUGUCGUCGCAACUUUCUCCACUAGCCAUUCACGAGGCUACUGCUCUGUGGGCUCAGAAAUGGAUGGCAUGUGGGGUUUCUACAAGGUCCAUAGACAGGAUUAUGGCGGUCUGGAACUGUACACCAUCAUCGGCCAGACAUUUGCUGAAGUUGUAUCGAUCUAUGCGGAGCUUGUGGGCUUCCCGCUGCUGGUCCCACGAUGGGCAUUCGGAUAUCUUGGUGGCGGUAUGAAGUACUCUAUGUUGGACGAGCCUAGAGCAUGCGAUGCGUUGAUGGAGUGGGCGGAUACUGUAAAGAAGCACGAUAUUCCUUGUUCAGGAUUUCAGAUGAGCUCGGGCUACACAAUGUCUGAGCAAGAGCCAAAGACGAGGAACGUCUUCACCUGGAAUCGGCAUCGUUUUCCGGAGCCAGAAGCAUUUACUGCCGAGUUCAAAAAGCGUGGCAUCCGUCUCAUUGCAAAUAUCAAACCAUACAUCUUGGGCACUCAUCCCGAGUAUCAGAGGUUAGUGGACGCCGGAGCUCUGUUCAAAGAUCUCAGUACACGCCACUCAGCAGUAGCCCGACUUUGGAGUGCAGGGGGUGGCGAAUCAGGAGAUGGUGGCCAUAUCGAUUUCACCUCGAAAGCUGGAUACGACUUUUGGUAUGAGGGUGUGAAGAGACUUCGCGGAGAUGGUAUGGAUUGUAUGUGGAACGACAACAACGAAUAUGUGAUCUCUGAUGACAAUUGGCAAAUGGCGCUCGACAAUGAGCAUGUUCAAGCGUGCACAGAAAAGCGAAAAGAUAUAGGGCUAUGGGGUCGUGCCAUGCACACAGAAUUGCAUGGUAAAGCAUCGUACGAGGCGCUGUUGGAAGCCGUCCCGCACGAAAGACCAUUUGUGCUGAGCCGCAGUGGAACAGCUGGCACGUUUCGCUAUGCGUGCUCAACUUGGUCGGGUGACAACAUCACAUCAUGGGAAGGCAUGCGCGGCGCCAAUGCUCUUUCCUUGAAUGCUGGUGUGUGUCUGAUGCAAUGCUACGGCCAUGAUAUCGGUGGGUUCGAGGGCCCUCAACCCUCGCCGGAAUUGCUGUUGCGCUGGGUCCAACUUGGGUGUCACAGUCCUAGGUUCGCGAUCAACUGCUUCAAGACUGGUGAUGACAACAUGGUCGGCGAUGUCAUCGAGCCUUGGAUGUACCCGGAGAUACUGCCUGAGAUCCGCAAGGCGAUCAAACGACGCUACGAGAUGAUCCCUUACAUUUACGGGCUCAUGCUCAAAAGCCACCUGACGGCCGAGCCGCCUCAGCGCUGGGUUGGUUGGGGCUACGAGCAGGAUUCCGAAGUCUGGACAAGUCGAGUCUUGAAAGACGGCGAGCAACAAUACUGGUUUGGUGACAGUUUGCUUGUCGGCGGAGUAUACGAGGCCAACGUCAGUGAAGCGAAGAUUUAUGCCCCGAAGCGAAGCACUUCUGACCCUGGCUACUUGAACCUCAACGCCCCUUUUCAGUAUCUGAGCGCUGGAGAAUGGCACAGUAUCGCCUCACCAUGGCGAGAGAGUAUUCCAUUGUUGGCCCGUAUCGGUGGUGCCAUACCUGUCGGUAAAGACAGACAAGUCGUGGCACCUGGAGACAAGGUCAAUGAAGCAGACCUACCUGCCGACGACUGGCGAGGCGUGGAGAUCUUUCCAUCUCGCCAGGACUUGUCCGAUGGUACAGUAUACACAAAUGAGUGGUACGAAGACGACGGCAUCUCACCUCCGCCUGCAAGAUUGGCAAGGUUCUCCGUGAGCUAUGCCACGACGGCCAAAGAAGUGACUGUGUGGUUCAAGCAAGAUGUGGAGGCCUUUUCUCCGCCGUGGACCGAGAACGGUAUCACCGUCAUUCUGCCUGUGGGAGACACAAGGGAGGUUGCGAGUGGAGGCGACAAGAUCGUCGACAAGAGGUGGGAAGAUGCUACUGGAAGACAGAGCUUCCACUUGGCCGACCGCAGGUAGAAGCGUGUUGAACGUUGGUAUGUGAAGUAAAUGACGACCGCAUAUCGAUGUAUCUGAUGCCUUUCAACGACUGCACAGCGAUGGAGCUGACG
Molecule: messenger RNA, 2898 nt
Organism: Cercospora beticola
Lineage: Eukaryota; Fungi; Ascomycota; Dothideomycetes; Mycosphaerellales; Mycosphaerellaceae
Biological process (GO): carbohydrate metabolic process
Molecular function (GO): hydrolase activity, hydrolyzing O-glycosyl compounds; carbohydrate binding
Source: RefSeq, a predicted model, not a curated record